Messenger RNA from Struthio camelus australis, 1875 nucleotides. The record is from RefSeq and is a predicted model, not a curated record. NCBI's taxonomy places the organism in Eukaryota, Metazoa, Chordata, Aves, Struthioniformes, Struthionidae.
AUGGCACAGCGCAGCACCUACCCAUCAAGCUCCCUUGCAGAGAGGAGCUGCAGUUGGAACAGGUUCUUCUCUGUGUUCAUUGCGCGCAGAGGAAUAAGUGAAAUCCUUACCAUUUCUUGCACGUGUAUCUUUCAAGAAAAUCUGAACAGUGUAAGCCUUGUUUCCACCACGCUGGGUCCCCAUCUUCCCUCUACAGUUGUACUGCUCAAACGAUCCACCUGCUCGUUGGCCUCCGUUGCAGCAGUGGCGGCCUUUUGGCAAUGGCAAGAUGUCCUCCACGCCUUUGCAAUUGAGGAGAAAGACGAUGUAUUCAAAAGAACGGCUUGUCCUGCUUUCCUGCUGUUUGAGAAUGCCGCCUACUUGGCUGACAUGACCUUCGAGCUCCCUUGCAACUGCAAGCCAGAAGAGGUCAAUUCUGUAGUCUGGUACUUCCAGAAAGAUGAGGGCAGCCACCACACCACGGUCCUGACGGACUUUGCUGGCACCAUGGUUGUGGACUCAGGCCAUAUCCACGUGGGCAGUGAUGUGCUGAAGCGUUUCAGUAUCCGCAUGUUCAGUCUCAUCGUCUUCCGGGCCCAGGCAGGGGACUCAGGCCUCUACCUGUGUGGCACAAAGAAAGGGGACUUCUUUUAUGGCUACGACGUGGACGUGCAGCCAACCAAGCACAUUACAGUGGCUUUUGUGGACAGAGGCCAGCAUGCUCAAGAGGAUUACACUGAGAAGGUCUUCAGCCUCUUCACCACUUUCUGGGACUGGACCAAAUGCGACCGCUGUGGAGUGAGAGGUGAGCAACGACGAAUCGGUCUCUGCUACGUGAGGAGCGCCCAGCUGCACCCCCGGUACCGCACCGCGGUGCCCAACGUGACAUCAUGUGGCUCGAAGGCUGUCCCUGUGCGUUUUCACCACCCUGGCCAACUCCGGAGGCCAGAAGUGGUCAUCCGAAGCUGCCUGGCACCUUGCCUGAAGGAGGAGGUCCCCAAGGAAGGAGUGCAGGCCAUCUCCAACAUCAUUUCAAAGCUCGGCCAAAAGCCCUGGCAGCCCUCCAUCCCCACGCAGCUCCACACACACCCUGCUGGAAGCAGGCUGGUCAUUGCCUGCCCAAGGGCCAGGCCCGAGCAUGCCGUGGCCUGGGACAAAGGCUCCAUUCGGCUGUACCGCUCCCACUACCUCCUCGGCAUCAACAGGAGCAUGCGCAUAUUCAUUGACCACGGCAAUCACCUGCACAUCCUCCGUGUCCGGCUCAGCGACAGAGGCACCUACUACUGCUGGCGAGAGGGUGAGCUGGUGGCCGGCUUCCGGCUCAGCGUCAGCUACCAGAGCCAGCGCAAGAGGACGCUCGAUGAUCCUGAGACGAUGUAUGCCAUCAAGAUCAUCCUCACAAGCUACGUCCUCAUCACCACUAUCUUCUUCGGCAUCCACCUGUGCCGCUGCUGCAGGCGGCUCUUUUGGUGUCCUCCCAGGACAUAGCGUCUCCUCUAUGGCCUCAGAGAAUUAGUCUCAUCACUGUUAGGACUUGGACCGUUCUCCCUUGGGCUGCUGGGAAGCAUCCUAAGCCAGGUUAGAAAUAAAUGUGAGCAAAAUGCUACCUGCUCACUCGCUCCCUUUUGAGUCAAGAACAGAACAUGAGGACCGAAGCUGAAAACUUGCCAUGCUCCAGGGUGUUGUGGCUUGGAAGGGACAGGCUGGGAUUUAGGAGUGCUGGGGUCCGCUCUUGGUCAUGCUGUUAGCUUGCAGUGUGAUUUUAAACCCAAUAUAGUCCUUUUAAAGAGAAUAUUUUGAGUUGUUGUAGUAUUUUCUGGCCAAGCAUUACACGGUUGUUGAACCACAUCAGUGAUUCUUCAGAGCUAUUUUGUUUGUUAACAGGCUGCUAUAUAA